AUCACUCUGAAAUCAAACAAACACAGCACCUGACAGAUGCCACAGCACAUCCCGCUUCUCAAACAUGAGUUCCCCGGAUAAUCAGAUGGAGCAGCCAAAGCAAAAUGAUGAGCUGAGGAUUGUUCUGGUUGGGAAGACUGGAGUUGGGAAGAGUGCAACAGGAAACACCAUCCUGGGAGUAAACGCUUUUAUGUCUAAGGUAUCUUCUUCCUCUGUGACAUCGGCGUGUGAAAAACACAAAAGGAAGGUGGAUGGGCAAAUGGUUGCUGUCAUUGACACACCAGGCUUGUACGACACCAAAUCUACCCAAGAGGAGAUCAUUAAUGAGAUCAAAAUGUGCAUCUCUUUCUCUGCUCCUGGUCCCCAUGCGUUCCUGAUUGUGAUCCAGCUGGGUAGAUACACAGACGAGGAGAAAGGCACAGUGAACCUCCUCCAGCAGAUCUUUGGCAAAGAGGCUGAAAAGUACACCAUAGUGGUUUUCACUCGUGCAGAUGAUCUACAGGGAGAAAGUAUUGAAUCAUUCAUGAUGGCACGUGACAGCAGUGAAGAUUUAAAAACCUUGGUCUUUGAAUCAUGCCACGGGAGAUAUCAUGCCUUCAACAACAGAGACCUCAAUAAUCGCUCUCAGGUCUCUAAGCUGCUUGAGAAGAUCAACAACAUGACCAUAACGGAUGGAAGACAGCACCACUACACCAACAAAAUGUUCCAAGAGGCUGAUAGAGCGAUUGAGGAGGAGAAAGAUAGGAUUCUGAAAGAGAAUGCAGAGCAGACAAGGAGUGAAAUGGAAGCACUGGAAAGUAAAUAUGAAGGAAUCGCUCUGGAGGAAGCGAAGAAGAAGCUGAUGCAAGAAAAGGAGAGAGAAGCAAGAGAUAAAGCUGAAAGAAGAAAUAGAUUUUUUAAAACAGCUGGCUUCACUCUUGCUGGAGUGACAAUUGUUGGAGCGUCUGUUGUUGCCCUCAUGAGAGGGUCCUGCAAAAUACAAUGACAGACAAAAGUUUUAAGCUGAUGUUUUUAAAAAUAAAAACAUUUUAGGCACUGGGGCUGAGCUACAGUUCAUCCUAGGCUAUUUAGCUAAACAUUAACAUAAUAUCAUACUUUAAAUAUUGUCCUGAAAUUUUUUUUUCAACUUCAUUUAGAUUUCACAGGUAUAUCCAGAUAUGUCCAUAUUUCCCAAUAUACUUCAAUACUUAUUGUAUUUGCUAUUUUUCUCUUUCAAGUUUAAACCUUAUUUUCCUUGAUAUGCGAUCUAUAAAAAAUUUAUUUUUGGAGAGACUUCAAUGUAACCUAUUGCAUGCAGAAAUAGGUUUAGAAAAUAAAAGAUUGAUUGACAUAAUAAAAUAAAAGUUAGACAAAAAAAACUUGGUUGAAUGGAGUUUUUGGUUACAGUUUGUAAAUAAAUAACGGAAAAGUGUUGCAUGCAUAUGUAUUCACCCCGUUUGCUAUGAAGCCCCUAAAUAAGAUCUGGU
Molecule: messenger RNA, 1466 nt
Organism: Coregonus clupeaformis (lake whitefish)
Lineage: Eukaryota; Metazoa; Chordata; Actinopteri; Salmoniformes; Salmonidae
Product: GTPase IMAP family member 9-like
Exons: 2
Coding region: 65-985 (306 amino acids)
Molecular function (GO): GTP binding
Source: RefSeq, a predicted model, not a curated record